CGGCCGUCGUCUUCCUCCCGCCUCCCGUCAGUCGCGUCGGGGCUGCGGCCGGGGCCGGUGGGGGCCGAGGGACGACGGACGGAUUUCAGUGCGCGCGUGCCCGCCGAUGGGGGUGAGCAGGCUGGACGUCCUCUACCGCCGACUCCUCCUCACCAAGCUCUUCAUCCGAGGGUGGGGACGACCGGAGGAUCUCAAGAGGUUAUUUGAAUUCAGAAAGAUUAUUGGUAAUCGAGAGAAGUGCCAGAACUUGAUUUCAAGAGAUUACCCGGUCUUCAUUGACAAGGUUGGCGAGCACACGGACUGUAAGAUCCUGGAUGGGCACUUCGUAUCGCCCAUGGCCCACUACGUGCCCGGCAUCAUGCCCACGGAGUCCGUCAUAGCCAGGUUCCAACUGAUCGUGCCCAAGGAAUGGAAAAGCAAACACCGACCGGUCUGCAUCCACCUGGCCGGCACCGGAGACCACUAUUACUGGAGGCGACGUACGCUAAUGGCUCGACCUAUGAUCAAAGAAGCGGGCAUGGCUUCCCUAUUGUUAGAGAACCCUUAUUAUGGUUGCAGAAAGCCAAAGGACCAAAUACGGUCGAGCUUGAAGAACGUCUCAGACCUGUUCGUCAUGGGCGGGGCCCUGGUCCUGGAAUCGGCCGCGCUGUUGCACUGGCUGGAGAGGGAAGGCUUCGGACCCCUGGGCCUCACGGGCAUCUCCAUGGGAGGACACAUGGCCUCUUUAGCCGUAACUAACUGGCCCAAGCCACUCCCCCUGGUCCCCUGUCUGUCCUGGUCGACCGCCUCAGGAGUCUUCACUACGGGGGUGCUGAGCAAAUCGAUUAACUGGCGGGAACUGGACAAGCAGUAUUACACCCAGACCGUCUACGAGGAAGAAAUCGUUCAGAUGCUCGAGUAUUGCGGAACGGACUCGUUCAAAAUGGGCCUGGAGGCGGUGACGGAGUUCCCCCCGGAGGCGGCGCCCCGGCCCGCCGCCUCGCCGCCGGCCCGCCGCGUCGGCCGGCCGGCCUCCAGCGCCGCCGCGGAGGGCCCGCCCGGGGCCGGGACCGGCGCCCUCCAGACCGAGUCCCUCCUCUUCAUGAAAGGGGUCAUGGACGAGUGCACCCACGUAGCCAACUUCUCAGUUCCGGUGGACCCGAGCCUGAUCAUCGUGGUGCAGGCCAAAGAAGACGCGUACAUCCCCCGGGCGGGCGUGCGCAGCCUGCAGGAGAUCUGGCCCGGGUGCGAGAUCCGCUACCUGGAGGGCGGCCACAUCAGCGCCUACCUCUUCAAGCAGGGACUGUUCCGACAAGCCAUCUACGACGCCUUUGAGCGUUUCCUCCACAAAUACUCCGCGUAGCCGAAGGUUAGUCCGGGAUGUGCCGUCCUCCCCCUCCCCCCGGGCGUCGGCCGGGAAGAAGAGGUCCGCGUCCGGAAGACCGGAACGCAAGCGGCCUCCCCCAUCGCCGUGCUCCCCGGCUUCCGGUCCCGGGCUGACCGGAGCCUCUUCGGCCGCGGAGGUUUGGCGGGGACCUUGGGGGUUGGGGGGCAGUGCCCGGGCGGCGCCCCGUAGAGCACGUCCCGGCGAGCCCGAGCUCGUCGUCCAAGUCCUUUGGGAUGCCGCUCCGCCGCCAAGUUCCUCGACGAAAUGAGCCGCCGUCCAGUCGUUCUCCGUGGCUCCUCUGUCUCGGUCUGGAACGACGCUCUUUUCCCAUUUCUGACUUCCGGGCCGUCUCUCGGAAGGCUUCCCGACCCGUCGGGUGGGCCGCGGUCACCGUUUUGGGAAGAGAAGAAUCAUCCCUCUAAUCCCCGUUCGGAAACGUCGUUUUUAAGCGGACAUUUCACACCAGCGAAAUGAAAACCUGCCAAAUCCGUCGACCGGAGUCGGGCCGGAGAUCCGGGUCAACGGACGGAAACCCGUGAGGAGGAGGGCAGAGGCGACACGACCGGUUCGAGUCGAUCGGAUUCCCGGAUUGCGGUCUGUCGAGUGGCCGGGAAGGAGGAGACGACGCGCUCUCCGGUUUGGCCAGAAAGGGUUCUACUUGAUCGGGCUUCUCGGUAGCAAAAAUUCAGGAAACACACCAAUACUUUGCAUUCGCCGAAGGGCGGUGAUGUAUUUCUUAAGCUUGGGGAUCGUCUUUUGGGGGCGUAUUCAAUUGGAGCGAACAGAGGCGUAGACGGAAGGUGGAUCGUUUCGUCGAAGGAGGGCUUUCAGGUGAUCUCCUAGCCUUGGUUUUCCGACCGGAAGCCUCUUACUCAUUGGAGAAAAAUAGAUUUCAAAAUAGAAAAGAUUCAGUAGCAUCCUGUAUCUCCUAAACGUGACACACACUUGAAAUUGUAGUUGUAGAAUCCUCUCGGGAGAUUUCUGUUUGUCUGUUCAACUUGCCUGUGUCUGCAGGGAUGUGCGAAGGAAUCUGAGGUGAGUUUUUAACUGUGGCUUUUAAAUGGUAUUUUGCCCGGGGCCGUCCUGACAGAUCUGGGGGGCGGAGGGUUGAAAAGUGACUUGCGUUCUCCAAAUUUCGAGGGCGCCUUUUUAGUACGGUACACUUGAAUGAGAAAUGCUCGAUGGACACGGUCCCUGUCACUUGAACGUCAGGGCAUUUUCACGGCAUUGGAAGCAUCUAAACGUCGUUCCCAAAGUGCUGGCGAAGAAGCGGAUUGCCUUCGGCAGUCCAAAAAUCUUCCCGUUCUGUGGGGAGGCUGUUUUUUUUUUUCAAAAAUGGAAUCUCUUGGCAUUUUUCAAACCGGAUCCUGGUCUUGGCUAGCAAAGUAAGGGACGGCCGAGUUCUGGCAGCCUGCAUUAAAUGAGAUAAUUGUCGAUUCUGAACACCCUGCCUUAUCGGUGCAGCCCAAUUGUGGGGAGCUGGAUGUAUCUCUAUUUUCAGGUCCAAGUUGCACUUUGAAGCAGUGCCCUCCUGAGACUUGAAAGGUGCUGUGGGUAGAACGAUGCCGUUUCUCGAACCCGACUCCCCCGUCUUUGGUACGCUCUGGGAAGGACGUCUCGGGUCUUCCCCUCGACUCCUCAACUUCCUCCCCGCGGGCAUUUCCGAGCCGCCCCCCGGAGCAACCUCCCCCGCCCCGGGUUUGCACAAAGUCACUACAAACGCGUCUUUUGAACGGGGGGCAAGAAAUAGCCCCCUCCGAGACGAGGUGUCGCUGAAAAGGUCCGGUUUGAAAACGGAGAGGGAUUUUAAACCGGGUUGAGCCGUCGCCGCGAAACCCGAAUUUCGGUCGGUGCUCCGAUCGUCCGUCCGAGACCCCGGAAUCGGUUGCUCUUCCGUCCGAAAGGGUGGACCGGGGUGGCGGGGCUCCGACUCCUUGAACGGGAAAGAAGGCAGCCCCUCCGACGUUCCCCUCCUUCCCUCCCUCCCGGGGACUCGCCGGCCCCAGUGAGCGGGGUGUCCCGCCCGCUCCGGUUUGGACGGAGCGACGGACGGGCCCGCACCCGUCUCGCGGCUGGAAAUGAAUUCAGAACUCGGGGCGGGAAGACGGUUCUGACUCUCGAGUCGGUGAGGAACCGCUGGUCCGUGUCCACCGGUCUGUUUUUAACAGAUAGCUUCCUCCCGUUGCUGUGGGUUUUUUUUUUUUAAAAAAAAAAAAAGCAACAACAAAAAAGAACAAAACGUGGUGCUCUUCUGCAGCGUCGGUUGAGUCGGCGAUCGACCUUGUUUUGUAUUUUGCAAUAAAAGCCGUCCAAAAGAG
Ornithorhynchus anatinus (platypus) is the source of this 3684-nucleotide messenger RNA. It is a transcript of the gene ABHD18, whose product is annotated as abhydrolase domain containing 18. The coding region runs from base 107 to 1342 and encodes 411 amino acids. The record is from RefSeq and is a predicted model, not a curated record. The transcript is spliced from 14 exons. NCBI's taxonomy places the organism in Eukaryota, Metazoa, Chordata, Mammalia, Monotremata, Ornithorhynchidae.